AUGACUUUGAAUAACCUGUUAGGUGAAGAAAUUCUUCAACAUAGCGAAUCUGACAGCAAAUCAGCUGAAGUAUCAACGAAUCAACUUAAUGGCAAAAUCGUUGGACUUUAUUUCUCAGCUCAUUGGUGUCCACCGUGCCGAAAUUUUACACCAAAACUAGCUGAACUUUACAAAGAACUUGAUAGUGAAGUCAAAGACAAACUAGAGAUCGUUUUUAUUUCAUCGGAUAGCGAUCAAGAUUCUUUCAAUGAAUAUUUCCAGGAGAUGCCAUGGAAAGCUUUACCGUACUCUGAUCGAGAUCGUGCAGAAAAAUUGAAUGAACAAUUCAACAUCGAAGGUAUUCCAUCGUUAGUUGUUCUUUCUUCGACAUGUGAAACUAUUACAUCGGAUGGUGUAGAUGAAGUACGUGCUGCACCCAAAAACGUUUUACAUCAAUGGGCACAAGGAAAGCGAUUGUUUUGGUCACGUGAAGCGCGUGAAGGUGAACAUAUUUGGCAAGAUUUGCAUUGUACUAAUUGUUACAUGAGUCCUUUAAUUGGCUCUCGUCAUAGUUGCACAAAUAAUGAGUGCGAUGUAGAUUUAUGCGAAACAUGUUUAACAAAUUAUAAGCAUGAACAUCCUCUUAUUGAAUAUCUCAUACCUAAAAAACAAUAUUCAUUAGAAGAAAUAUUCAAAUCAGUUCCUCAUUUACUUAGUCCUGAUAGUGAAGAAAAAAUCGAAACAAAAACACUAUGGCAAAAUGAUAUAAAAAGUGUUGGAUUUUACUUUUCUGCUCAUUGGUGUCCACCUUGCCGUACUUUUACACCACAAUUAGCAGAACUCUAUAAACGAGCACAAGCAAGUGCUCAUGGUUUACAGAUAGUUUUCGUAUCAUGCGAUCGAAAUGAAGAAUCAUUUGACCAAUAUCGCGCAGAAAUGCCUUGGCCUGCUGUACCAUUACAAGCGGGUGCUCCUCUCAAGGCAUAUUUUCAAUUUUCUGGUAUACCAGCUUUAUUUAUUAUGUCAUCAGAUGGAAAGUUUUUGUCACGCCGUGGUCGUGCAGAUAUUUCAGGAAAAGGAGUUGAAGCCUUGAAAACAUGGGGAGAAGGGAAAAAAUUAGCUGCUCCAUCGGCAGAAGAAUAUCAAUGGGCAUGCGUGUCAUGUGAUGGUUGCAAUAUGGCUCCUCUUAUUGGUCAAAGGUAUCGUUGUUCAACAUGUGGUAAUUAUGAUCUGUGCACAUCGUGCGAAAAGAAAGGACAUGAACAUCCACUUGAACUUGUGCCGCAGCCAGCGGAAGAUGAAGAUGAUUGA
Rotaria socialis is the source of this 1290-nucleotide messenger RNA. The record is from the annotation of a GenBank genome assembly. Lineage: Eukaryota; Metazoa; Rotifera; Eurotatoria; Philodinida; Philodinidae.